Molecule: messenger RNA, 3759 nt
Organism: Ylistrum balloti
Lineage: Eukaryota; Metazoa; Mollusca; Bivalvia; Pectinida; Pectinidae
Product: magnesium transporter NIPA2-like
Exons: 7
Coding region: 281-1597 (438 amino acids)
Biological process (GO): magnesium ion transport
Cellular component (GO): membrane
Molecular function (GO): magnesium ion transmembrane transporter activity
Source: RefSeq, a predicted model, not a curated record
CGAUAAUAAGUGCCUAUGUGGUUCGCAAUAUAUGGACAUUAAUUCUCCGAUAUCGAAGUGAACGUUAGAACAAUCGCCCAUAAUCCAUAACCUUGAUAUACACUCUUCAAACAAGUUCAUCUGUGAGCUUGUGUAAGCUACCGUCACACAACUUCACCGUGACCUCGCCACUUCCGCCUAAACAUGUUCAGCGAAAUGAAACUGGAAAUUGCUACACUUAAACCAUUGUCCAGUACUGCUUUUCCUAUUGUUCUUGGUGAUUUGUUGGAGAAUUCUAAACAUGACUGAUGAUACUGGCCAAAACUUGACCCAUCUAUUUACUACAGAGGUCAAUUACACCAGUACUACACCCCAACUCAAUACAACACAACACAUACAGUUGAGUGAUGUGAUGACUACGGUUCUGUCGAAUGUCACUGGAAAUUUAACAGGGAAUCUGGACAACACUACCUUAGAGAUGGGAGAUCCAUGUGAGGUGGUGUCAAGUCAGAAGAGCAUGGAGGGCACAGAAUUCUACAUUGGACUGUCGCUUGCUCUCAGCUCUAGUCUGUUUAUAGGCAGCAGUUUCAUUUUCAAAAAGUUGGGACUUUUAAAACUUGCAAAGAAUCAGGGCACAAGAGCAGGUCAGGGAGGCUACGGUUAUCUGAAGGAGUGGCUCUGGUGGUCAGGCAUGAUUCUCAUGAUCACAGGAGAGUUUGCCAACUUUGCAGCUUAUGCCUUUGCUCCUGCUACACUGGUUACGCCUUUAGGAGCACUUAGCGUCUUAGUGAGUGCUGUGUUAUCCUCACGAUUUUUGAAUGAGAAGCUGAACCUCCUGGGUAAGAUCGGCUGUACACUGUGUGUACUGGGGUCAACAGUCAUGGUUAUACACUCACCAAAGGAGCAAGAAGUUAACAGCAUGUCCUGUCUGCUGGACAAGAUUGAGGAGCCAGGAUUCAUCAUAUACUGCAUUUUCAUUGUAUCGCUUGCUCUGUUUGGAAUAUUCUUCCUGGCACCUCGCUAUGCACACAAAAAUGUGUUAGUGUACGUCAUGAUUUGUUCUACUCUCGGUUCCUUCACAGUGGCUGGGUGUAAGGGACUGGGCGUAGCUUUGAAGCAGACAUUUAAUGGUGACAACCAGUUUACCAGCUGGUUAACUUGGAUUUUACUUGCAGUUGUUAUACUCUGUAUAUUGGUUCAGUUAAAUUAUUUGAACCGUGCUUUAGACCAGUUUAACACAUCUGUAGUGACUCCAAUAUAUUAUGUGUUUUUUACGUCAUGUGUAAUCGUAGCUUCUCUGAUCCUGUUUAAAGAGUGGGGGGCCAUUAAGGCACAAGACAGUAUUGGAAAUCUGUGUGGGUUCCUAGUGAUCAUCAUUGGUAUAUUUUUACUGCAAGCUUUUAAAGACAUGAAUAUAUCAAUGGCUAACUUGACCACAAUGAAGCGGGAGGUGGAAGCCAGCAACAAUGGAGAUAUCCCCACUCCUGUGGCGUAUGAUCAGAAUUUCACUGACUACCAUGAUGAUGAAUUAGGUCUAUUGGAGGAAGACACAGUGAGCAAUGGAAACAGUGAGAUUCAGCUUGAAACAGAAUACAGAGAUGAUGUAGAGUUCAGAUGAACAGACUGCCAUAUACUUAUAAUAUAGUAAAUAGUCAUAGCAAACAUUGAAUGUUAAAGACACACAAUUAAUUUUUUCACUGUCUUAUUUUGCAUAAUAUGUGUCUUAGCAAGUAGUGCACAAAAAUGGGAAUACUUUUAAUUAAUCUCUGUAAAAUCUAUGUGUUUCUCUUGUUGGCUUGUUUCUAUUGGAAGCCUACUUCUCUUUACCAAUUGGCAGCAAUUGGACACAGUAGGAAGGUACGAGGACCAUGGAAACUUGUGGUGCUGCACCAUUCUGGGGCCUGCUGGGUGGAAUUCUGAGUAAAUGUUUAAAGGAUUUUUUAUUGUUACUGGUAGUUGUGUGUGAAGUAUUUGAAGUAUCCAUCCAUUCUUGUUGCCCAGUGAUACAGGGUACAUAGUUAUCAUGUUACUUCUUGUGAACAGGUGGGAGAACUAUGCACAGCCAUAAUUUUACAAUUAUGGUUCUUGUUUAUUACUUUUCUGUAUCAACACCAGCUGAGCAAAGAAUGCUCAAAGUAUGAUCCCAUGUUAUUUAAACUGCAUUUUAUUCCUCAACAUUCACUGCAGUAUCAUGAAUACCACAUCUUCGAUAAAAUAUCACAUUGUACUCUUUCACAUUUUGCCGGACAUGUGUCAGACAAUCUGAUUGGCUGAAAUAAAAGGAAAGUGCAAUAUGAUGUUUUAACACUGCCACAUGUGCAAUUUGAUGUAAAAUGGGAUAGGUCAUGAUCAGAUGUAAAACAAUAAAGGUCUUAUACGAUACUGAAAAGUAAUAGAAGUCAAUAUUUAUCCAGAACUGAGUGUAGAGUAGAUUUGGUUGGUUUUGUGUAAGAUUGUGGGGUAUAUGAGGGGUACUUGGGAAAAUGUAUGCUUUAUGAAGUGUUGAUUGAUGUCACAAAUCAACAGUGGAACAUCUGUUAAACUGUUUUCAAUUUUAACAGUAAAUAAUGAAAGGUUUGAGAAACCUUUCUCAUUGUCAAGGUCGCAAAGGUAAGCUGUGUAGGAAGAUACAAUUGCUAGAAUUUUUAGAUUAGAUACAUAAUUCUAAUGUUAACUAAUAUUGCUUAUAAAAUGUUGAUUAUAGCUUACAAUCAUCAAUUGAUAAUCAGUUUAAUUCACUUUUUGUCUGUCAGUCUGUCCUGUAUUGUCUGUCCUGUAGUGUUUGUCAAGUCUGUUCUGUAAACAGUUUUUGUUACCACAAAUUAUAGAGAAUAGUAGAUCCUCAUGAAACUUUACAAAGAUAAAUUUGAGUUGAGCAUGCACACUUUUAGUUUAAUCACAAAGGGAUUUUAGAAUUUGACUUUGUUACUGUUACUUCUAAAGAACUAAGUUGUUGAGGGUGAAUUCAUGUGUCAUUGUUAUGCAUUCACAAUGGUCACUGGCUGCCGUUUUGGAUGUUUGCACUUGAAAUUCAUUACUGCUUUUGACAAAGAAUCACAUAAGAAAUCCUCAUGUAGCUUUAUGAAGACCUCCAGUAAGCAUCCGACAUGUAGUUGUACAGGGUGAAAUUUGAGUGUACAAUAUAUUCAAGAUGGCUGUCAUUUUGGUAUUUGAAAUUUGUUGAUGCAAUUUCUCAGGAAGACAAUUACCUUCAGUUUUUGUUAAUACCCAAGAUAUUCAGUAUUGGCUUUAGCUGUGCUUUUCUUUAGGCAGAUCAGCAUAAAGGCUCCCAAUGGUGAAUUUUCCUACUGUACUGUUAGUUCCUGAUAGUAAGUUAGAUACUCACAUGGCGCCCAAGCAUCUGAUGGUAAGUGCAAAGGUCAUGCUAGAAUCUUGACAAGAUCUCGCCAUGAUCACUCAAGGAUCUUAUCUUCAUUGUCAAAUAAUGUAACAGAUUGUUUGGUAGAUGUAGUCAUUUGAUUGUAUAAACUGUGGAAAAAUGUAAUAUUUUAUUGAUGAUAUUUUAACAAUGUACCUCAAAUGUCAAAACAUGUCAUUAAUCACAACUGUUUGUUAGUGCUGUUGUAUAUGAUGUGGAAUAUUUAACAUAUCAAGUUUACUUUAUAAAGAUCAUGUACAUGUAACCUAUAUUUUUUCAAGUUACUGUUUCAAACAAUAUUUUGUAAUCUUUUUUAAUACUGAAUAUAAGUGAGAGUGUGAUGUACAACAAGUGUGAUAUACUGAGGUCUCAAAUUGUAUUAAAACAGGAUUUGUGCCAGA